AUGGGACGAAAGAGAAAGCCCGCGCCGCUGGACGCCCCGCUGAAGGAGCGGCAGCGGAAAGAGAUGGAGCUCAAGAAGAAGAAGCUCCAGGAGAAACUCCGGACGAAGAAGAAGGAGGGCGAGGGCGCGGUCGCGGUCGCCGCGCCGGCCGCGGACGCGCCCAAGUCGGUCGCGGAGGUGAACGAUCUCUUCAUGGCUGGCGGGGACAUCAAAUCGAUCGGCCGCGACGCGCGCGGGCCGUUCACCGCCGCCGCGCUCGAGGCGCGAUAUAAAGAAGAGGGCGUGACCGUGACGACGGACAAGUCGUUCAGUUUCAAAGAUUUGUACGCGGAGAAGACGACGUGGACGCUGACGGGAGGCGCGGGGCCCACGGGGGGAUCCAGCGGGGGGGGGCUCGUCGCGUCGUCGUCCGAGCGGAAUAAAAAAGGAGGCGUGCGGAAGAAGACGUCGUCGUCGCGGCGGCGAAUGAAGAAACCGCCGCCGCCGUCGGAAGACGACGAUUCGUCCUCGGACUCCGACGCGAGUUCGUCGUCGUCGUCGUCGGACUCGUCGGACUCGUCGUCGUCGGACUCGUCGUCGUCGGAUUCCGAUUCCGACGACGACGACGACGAGGAGGAGGAGGAGGAGAGACGGGAGGACGCGGCGACGGCGGAGAAAAAACCCAAAGCCGAGACGACCAAAACCAAAACCAAAAAACCCGAAGAACCCGAAACCGCCGAGGAGGGGGCGAAAGCGAAGGACGCGUACAUCGACAUGAUCGAGCGCGACUUGCCGAACUUCUUCGUGCCCGGUCAGGGGGACGCCAAGGGCGCUAAGAAAGAUCAAGCCGGCGGCGGCGGCCGCGCCGCGAUGACGGAGGAGGAGCUCAACGCGGAGUGCAUCGAAUAUCUCAUCCGAUCGCUUCCGGCGAGGAUGGAGGAAGCGAAGCGACUGGCGCCCGAACGCGCGAAGUGCGUUCUGUACACUGGUCCCCAUACGACCGCGUUCGCGUGGUGA
Molecule: messenger RNA, 996 nt
Organism: Micromonas pusilla CCMP1545
Lineage: Eukaryota; Viridiplantae; Chlorophyta; Mamiellophyceae; Mamiellales; Mamiellaceae
Exons: 1
Coding region: 1-996 (331 amino acids)
Source: RefSeq, a predicted model, not a curated record